This is a messenger RNA of Medioppia subpectinata, 1230 nucleotides long. The record is from the annotation of a GenBank genome assembly. Lineage: Eukaryota; Metazoa; Arthropoda; Arachnida; Sarcoptiformes; Oppiidae.
AUGAGAUUGGGUGAUAGGAUGCUGUUUAUAAAAUAUGUCUAUAAAAUAUGGCCCUCAGGGCUACAUGACCCUGGUAUAAGCAUGAAAGAUCCACGUUGGGUGGGCGCGUGGUGGCUGGGCUUUAUCAUACUGGGCACCGGUGUAUUGAUCUGUUCAAUACCCAUGUUCUUCUUUCCAAGAAACUUUAAAACAUCGCCACUACUUAAACGCGAAUCCUAUAUAACAAUCGAGAAUUCAAACACUAAUUCUGAUGCAAAGCAUAUCUCGACUGUCUAUAGUCAGGGUGUAAACAACGUUAAAGCAUUUUGGCCGACAGUGAAACGUCUGGCAACUAAUCCGGUGCUGAUAUGUUAUACAUGCGGCACAACACUCAACAUGUUUGCACUGUUCGGUUACAUAACGUUUCUGUCCAAAUACCUCGAGACCGAGUACAAGAAGUCUGCAUCCGUGGCCAACUUAUUCUCCGGUAGAGUGACCACACGUAUAAUUGGUGUGGCACCGGCCGCUUGUGGCAUAUUCAUCGGCGGUGUACUCAUACGCCAAUUUAAGCCGGGUCCCAGAGCUCUGACCACGCUCAUAGCUAGUGUGGAGAUAUUCGGCUUGAUUGGUAUCAUAUCGGCCAUGUUUAUGGGCUGUCCGGCCACUCUAUCGCAUGGAAAGUUAACUAAUGGACAUUGUAAUAUUGGUUGCGAGUGUACGACAAGAGUUUAUCAGCCGGUGUGCGGCUCGGAUGGUAUAACUAAUUAUUUUUCACCAUGUUACGCGGGGUGCCGGGCACCCGGCCCUGGACAGUUAGAGAGUUUAGACAAUUGCAAUUGUUUCCCAUCGCCCGACAGUAAGGCAUCGCUGGGUUACUGUCCCUCACAGUGUCCCACAUUUAACUCGUUCGCCGGUUUAUUAAGUUUUGGUAAUUUUGUGGGCAAUUUAGCCAAAACUGCAUUCAUACCAUACCCGUUAACGUACGGCUCAGUGACCGACGCCGCGUGUAUGAUAUGGGAGGAGUCGUGCGGACAGAGGGGUAACUGUUGGGUAUAUGACCCGCGAAAGUUUCGCUAUUACCUCCAUGGUCUCACUCUCAUCCUACUUUGUUUGGCCGCCAUAUUUGACUUAAUUGUCAUACUAUUGUCCGAUAGGAUCAAGAAUUUAUAUGACGAUCAGAUUAGCGAUGAUUAUCAUUGCCAUCACAAUAACGUUUCGCAAGACAAUCAUAGCGGCCACACAGAAUUUUGA